AUGGGUAUUUCCACCUUUUUCUGUUGUACUUCCUUGGUGGUGGUGGACUUGCAAGAAGGACUGCAAAAAAUUGGUUCGAUGGGCUUUGCUGAAUGUACCUCUUUGGUGACCAUUGCCAUGCCAUCUUCCGUUUCAACCAUUGCGGCACGAGCCUUUGAAAAAUGUACAGGAUUGGUGGAAGCCUAUCUUCCAAAUGAAGGUAGCCUCACCAAACUGGAUGAAGGUCUCUUUGCGUCAUGCUGUUGCUUAGUAGAAAGCAUCCAAAUCCCAUCCAGUGUACAAGUCAUCAGACGAGAAGCUCUUGUCGGAUGCACCUCUUUGGUCCAGGUGGAUUUUCCAAAUGUCCUUCGAACUAUUGAAGCAUUGGCCUUUUGGAAGUGUCACUCGAUCAAAGAUCUCGGUACUCCUCUACCGCCCACUGUCGAGACUAUUGAAUAUCUGACAUUUUCCGAGUGUCACCGGUUGACAGAAGUCUCAUUGCCACAAGGAUUGAAAGUCGUCAAUGUGGAAUGCUUUAGAGAAUGUGCACUCUUAGAGAAGGUCUAUCUCCCCGCGUCGGUGACGCAUAUCAUGGAGCGCGCCUUUAUGGGAUGUGCAAGCUUGUCAGAUGUCCAUUUAGUGGAAGGAUUACAAGUCAUUGAAGAGGGUGCCUUUGAGGACUGUGUCUCCUUGGCGGCCAUCCAAAUCCCAUCGACAGUCGAAAGCGUCUCCUAUGAAGCCUUUUCAAAUUGUCAAUCAUUGAUUUGCAUCGAGAUUUCUUCUUCCAGCUCGGUCGAACUUUGUGAUGGUGCCUUGGUUGGAUGUCAAUCCUUGGUCAAUAUCUGCCUUCCCAAAACUAACAAGGACGAGAAAUACUCCUAUCUGGAAUCGUGGAGAUUUCACGGUUGCCCCUUACUUCAGCAGCAGUACGAUUGCUGGCUGUUGGGCCGAAUG
This is a messenger RNA of Cylindrotheca closterium, 933 nucleotides long. Lineage: Eukaryota; Bacillariophyta; Bacillariophyceae; Bacillariales; Bacillariaceae. The record is from the annotation of a GenBank genome assembly.